Molecule: messenger RNA, 801 nt
Organism: Linnemannia hyalina
Lineage: Eukaryota; Fungi; Mortierellomycota; Mortierellomycetes; Mortierellales; Mortierellaceae
Source: the annotation of a GenBank genome assembly
AUGUUACGGCAGAGGGUUGCUUUUUUUGUCACCGUCAAAGGGGAGCCCGCAGACCCAUUUCCUUGCAAGGUUAACCCAACAACGGUCACUGUUGAGGAGCUCCUCCUUCGGAUUCGAGACAAAGAGGAGAAGGACAAGGAGCUGCAGAUUAUCCUCAAGUUGUACCUGGAUGCCAAGAUUAACGAAAUCACCGUCGAUGUCGGGUUUUCGACCAAAGGGUUCUCAUCUUUCAGUAUGGUGGACGUUGAGGCGAGGGUGGGCACUCAACAGAUUGAUCGAAUGCGCCUGAAGGUGGUUGAUUGUGAUAGCGGAGAAAGGCAGGAGGCGUUGAAGAUCCUUUUGGAGGUCCUCAAGUUCGCCAGGGGAUCGAUGGGCAAUUCAAGUGAGGCGUGCAUGAUAAGGUUCGCCGGCUUGUUUUUCAUGAUGGCCUGUGCCUUGUUCCCAGAUCUCGAUCUCGUCCCUGAGAAGAGCAUUACGGGAAGAUGGGGCACGGACCAGGUGAACUACUUGAUCGAGCCGAGGAACGCAAUGGAUGCGAGCAUGGUCGGUGUCGUCGAGGCCAAUAAGGGGACGACGUUCGUAUCGGGUUUUCCUCUGAAUGUAGCGCUGCUCGGGGUGACACUUUUCAACCGGAUGAAGCUCGAUUGUCGACACAACGGCAAGCCAGUCGUGGCUGAUGCCAGCAAGUGGGAGUUCGUCGAGUGUAAGAUGAAGGCGGCCGCGGCGAUCGGCAACGAUCACAGACUUGUCGUGAAAGGGGAGAUACCUCCGGUGACCGUAAACUACAAGGACGAUAAGUGA